UCCUCCGCUCCGCCGCCGAGAUUAAUGCGCGGCUCCUGCCCCACCGUGCAGCGUGUGGCUGUGCCGGGGAGCCCCGAGUGUUGGUCAGUCGCUGCCAUGACAACCCUCGGAUGUCGGCGGGCGCGCGCGAGAGGGAUUCAGAGGAGAUGCUCCCGGCGAGGAGGGAGAGCGGAGCGGGGAUGCUGAAAUUGGCGGCGGCGGUGGCGAAGAAGAAGAAGAAGCAGGAGGAGGAGGAGAGAAAAUCAGCGGCGGCGAGAGCAGGAGGAAUAGCAGCUGCCAACGGUUCCCGCUCGCUACUCCUGCCAGCCCGCGUCCUUUAAAGUGCUGGAGAGAGGCAGCCGAGCCUGGUCCGAGGGGUUCCUCUCUGGCUAUCUGUCUCUCUGCCGCUCUACCUGGAGCUCGCUCGGGUGGAAACGGAGAGAAGCGAGCGAAAGCUUGCCCUUUGCAGAGCCUGCCAGGCAGUGGGAGCGGGCUGGGUCCCCCCAAACCCCAGCCUUGCGAACCUUCCUUGGACUUUGGAGAGCUCUGUCUUGACGCAAAGGAAGUUUGGAGUGACAUUCUGUGUGUGCGGAUUGUAAUUUAUAUAGGAUCAUUGGAGAAGGCUUUCUUGCAGCGCCCAACUUGCCCCUCUCCCUAUCCUUGGGGUGUCCCCCCCCUCUCGGUCCUCCCUUCGUAUUUCCUGCUCAAGAGAGCGGGUGGAAGAGAGAGGGAGAGAGAGUUGCAUUGCCCUCCCUUCUUGGGUUAUAAACUUUUGAUGCCGGAUCUGCGCAGCGCCUGCCCGACGGAAUCUUAAGGUGGCAUCAGGGAAAAAAGAAGGAAAAACAGGCGGGGAAGAAGAGCCGUGACCUUCCUUCUUUCCUCUCUCUCUCUCUCUCUCUCUCUCUCUCUCUCUCUCUCUCUCGUCUCUGAGCUCAGCCCCGUGCCAGCCGCCUCCUCCUCUUCCUCCUCCUCCUCUUCUGCUCCCCUCAACCUCCUGCACCCGGCACCCAAGAAACACUGGGGACCACUUUCUAGAUGCUGUUUGGGAGCUUUGGAUCUCCGGUUUCGGAUUGCCUCUGGGGACUUUGCUAAUCCGUCCGUCAGGCGUCCCCUUCUCCGUCUCUCUUCUCUGCCUUCCACCCCCAAAGAGCCUCUUCAGUUCAUCUCUUUCCCACUACCACCGUUGCCUAUCUUUGCCUUGAGGAAAGCCCAGGAUGGGGGUCGGUGGGUGCUUAGUCCUGCCCUGGCGGUGCCUGGUCGUCCUGUCUCUCAGGCUCCUCUUCCUUGUGCCCGCAGGAGUGCCAGUGCGCAGCGGAGAUGCCACCUUCCCCAAGGCGAUGGACAACGUGACCGUCAAGCAAGGAGAGAGCGCCACCCUCAGGUGUACCGUGGAUGACAGGGUGACACGAGUAGCUUGGUUGAACCGCAGCACUAUCCUUUAUGCUGGAAAUGAUAAGUGGUCAAUAGAUGACCGGGUGGUUAUCCUCACGAACACCAAAACCCAGUACAGUAUCAAGAUCCAUAACGUGGACAUAUAUGACGAAGGACCUUACACCUGCUCUGUACAAACAGACAAUCAUCCAAAGACAUCACGAGUCCAUCUUAUUGUGCAAGUUCCUCCACAGAUUAUAAACAUCACCUCAGACAUCACCGUCAACGAAGGCAGCAGUGUCACCCUUUUGUGCUUGGCCUUUGGGAGACCAGAACCAACAGUCACAUGGAAGCACCUGUCUGGCAGCAAAGGUCAGGGAUUUAUGAGCGAUGAUGAGUACUUAGAGAUCACGGGGAUCACCAGGGACCAAUCUGGGGAGUAUGAAUGCAGCGCUGUUAAUGAUGUCGCCGCACCUGAUAUCCGAAGAGUCAAAGUCACCGUAAACUAUCCUCCGUCCAUCUCCAGUGCCAAGAACAAAGGCGUCUCAGUUGGCCAGAGGGGGACCCUGUCCUGCGAAGCCUCAGCUGUCCCUGUAGCGGAAUUUCAGUGGUUUAAAGAAGAAACCAGAUUAGCCAAUGGGCUGGAUGGCGUGAGAAUUGAGAACAAAGGCCGGAUGUCCACACUAACCUUCUUCAAUGUAUCAGAGAAGGAUUAUGGCAACUACACCUGUGUGGCCAUCAACAAGCUGGGAAACACCAAUGCCAGUAUAAUUCUGUAUGAGAUAAGUGAAUCUCCACCACUAGCAGGCCCAGGAGCAGUCCACGAUGGCAACAAUGCAGCUUCCAGAGCGAUGGCUUGCCUCUGGCUAUCAGGCACCCUCUUUGCUCAUUUCCUCCUCAAGUUUUGAUAAGAAAAGCGAGGGUCCUUGCAGAUGACGCCUGGCUUCUCCCACACCACAGACUUUUAACCAUCCACACUGCUGGGGGGUGGGAGGGGGUUAAGAAACAGCAACAGCCGUCUACAGCUUGAACAUACUGCCGGAAGGGCAAGGGGAGGGGGAGGACCAGCUGGGUUCCAGGUCAAGCACCCAUUCAGGAUCGGCCAAUCAUGGGCAUUUCCCAAAAGCAGAAUUAGUUUUCAUUUCCCUUCCCUUUGACCCCACCACCCUUCGAAAAUACCCUAUUUAUAUAUUAAAAAGAAAAAGAAAACAUGUCAACCUCUCAUUUUACCAUCCUCAGUGGAGCCCACCCCAAAAAUUGCCCCAGGAGAAUGAGACCACUUGGUCCUGAGAGAUGAUGCACAACAGGAAGUCGGGGAGGGGGGGAAGCAAGUCAAAAAGUGUCCUAUUAUCUCUGUGUCUCUUGAGCAAAAGGAUUGUUCUUUCUACUUGUAACACUGUACAUACCUGUUCAUGUUUCUAAGUGUCCGAUUACACUCUGGUUUCAACUCGCUUCCGUCUGGGUGGAUGUUUUCAUGGGGUUGCAACCCUGCCUCCAAUGCCAUCCUCUUGCCCCAUUCCCUCCCACCCUAGCAUAUGGAUUGAAUAUGGAAGCAUGAGGGCUGGGAGGGACGAUGGUCCGCUCACACAUUCAGACAGAGAUUUCCCCCACUCUGGGGAGCACAUGAAAAGGAAGUCUGGGGUGUGCCCGGCUUCCUCUCCCCUCUUUUUAAACUCAGAGUGACUCCUCAAUCUCGAUAAAUUGACAGAACAGCAAGUCAUGCGUCUCCCAUUUAUCAGUAUAAUCAUACCACUGUUCUGCCCAUUCACCCAUCCAUCUAAUUAUCCAUCCAUCUAAUUAUCCAUCCAUCUGCCUUUCCAGCCAUAUAUUUGCCAUAUUUAUCAAUCUAUCAAUGUAAUUAUCUGGAGUCCCCCCCCUUUUUAAUCUGAAUAUCUCCUUCUCGGUUCCCCAUCUGCACUUCCACCCAUCCAUCAGUAUAAUCACCUUUAUUGAGUCACACCUUCAUGUAGUCAACAUUUAAAUUCCUCAUAAUUUAACCCAUUAUUAUUUUGAAAUUUUGUGGGAGCCUCGUCUCUCUCUUUUUUUCGGGAGGGGGUGCCUUUUCUGUAAAAGGAGGACAUUGAGGGGCAAUUCACAUAGGGUCCAGAACCAGUGGCACAGAUAAACAAAUAGGGUACGUUAUAAAAUCAAAGAGAAUUGUGACCACAAAGGCAUAGCAUUCAGUAGCACUCUGCCAGAUACGCUUAUGCAGAAAUCAUUGGUUUUUAUGCCUCUCAUAUCCUUGCCUUAAAAUGGCAUAAACCUGUCCCUAACUAAAUUUUUGCAGUUCUAAGCAUUGCCUUAAAAGUAAUUCACUAAAGAUGACAUUGUGGUUAUUAUUUUUUGGGGGGGAGUAUUCUACCAUUUAUUACAGUGCUCCCAAUAUUCUUUAGCAUAUGGUCUUUAAAAUAGAUUUGGCACAUCAUCUCUCCAGCCCAAAUUUGCCCUGCCAUCCCCUUUGUCCACUGACAAGUCCAUCCCAUCAUAAGCUGCCAAUGGGGGUGGGGGAGCAAUUCCUUUGCUAGUUUAUUGGGACAUUCGCCUGGCAUUUGUUUAAGAACCUUUUGAGCAGGGGGGAAUUGAGCACCAACUCUUUCCAAGUAUUUAAUUAACAUUGAAGGGGAGGGGAAAGGAAACGGGAAGGAGAAAUCAAGAAAAUCAUGAUUUCCUGUAUCUCUGAGGCUCUCCUCUGAGCCCUAAAAAAAAAAGUAAAAAAAAAGUCGGGGGAUCUUUCAGGUCGCUGUUUGCUAAAGCCAAGCAAUGGAUCACAUUGUCAAAAGUUUCAUUUCACUCUGAGGACUCAGUUUCUGAAAUUUCUGGCACUGCCCACUCCUUGCCUGACGGGUGCAGGACAUGACCUACCACGGAAAGCCACUUCUGCCCAAACAACAACAGAGGUUGUGGCAGAGAAGGAGUUCUGGUGCCAACAAGGAGUGCAGAAAUCUAUUUUCUGGGACGUGAUGUCUUUGGAAUCUAUUUUGUGGACUGAAAGCAUGACAACGACAGACAUCUACCAAGGUUGAUUUGGAGAGAUGUACUAUCAACAGGUCAGCGCUCUUUAAAUCAAACAUUGCCCAUUUCAGAUCUUGCCCCAGGACUGAGUAGGACAAAUGGGGAUGAAUAGAGUAAACACACACUAUUUUAUGAAGACCAGCUGUGUGGGGGAACCAGUUAGCUCUCUGUCGAAUUGAUGCUGUUUCCUCUGUUAUGCAUACAGGUGGGAAAAGAGAUGGAAAAACUAGUAACAACAGUUUACCCAUGCUACAUUUUUUUUCCUCUUAGACAACUUUCCCCAUAGAAUGAUGGUCUCAAGACCAUCCUGUACAAGUCAAGAAUGGGAGUCAAGUCAAGACUGGAAGUCCCAAAAGCAGUAAGGAAGUAUGAUGCCUGAUGUACUGAGCUGCUAACAGCUAUGUCUUGGGAGCACUAAAAUGACCUUGUGGAUGGCAAGUGACUGGUGGUGAUUCCCAAUGGGUCUACCUGGAUGAUUCAAGGUGUCUAGAUUAUCUAUACAUGUAAAACACGAAUGAUUUAAAAGAGUCUGAUAUUUACUUAUACAAGACUAAACAUUUGGGUGGUAUAUUCAUUUUUUAUAAGCAAAACAGGUUGAAAGGCUCAGACUUUGCUUUGACAUGAAUGAUGAACACAAAUCCACCAUAAAUGCAUUAUUAUUGAAUGUACAGCCUUUGCUUCCCAUAGCUUAUUUUUUUUCUGCUGAAAGUAGCAAGCUUUCCUUCAUGUAUCAAGAAAUGGAGACGUAGUAGUCAGGCCCUUAUGGGGGGUGGGGAAAAGGGAGGAAGAUAAGAGAGAGAAUUGGCGCAUAUGGCUUCUGAACAUGUUUUUGUUGUUCCGUCAAUUUUAGCAUAUGCGGUCCUUCCAAUAGUGGAAUGGUGGGGCAGCGUACCUAAACACAAACACAAACACACACACAAUACCUUCUAAGGAAGGAAAAGCACCUUAACUGGAAGGCUGCACAGAAGCAUGUUACUAUGAAGAGAGCAAAAUCACAAGCCACUGGGAUGCUGAUUGAAUCUCUACAAGGAAUUUGCAGCAGUGUCUUUUAAUGCAAAAUAGUUUUGUGCUCCAGCUGAAUUGCUUUGCUGGAUGAAGUCAAAACUCAGCUAGAUGCCACUUCAUGCUUAUGAUGGAGAUGGCCUUUCACAGUCUAGCCUCUAAGGAUAUGGGAGAGAUUUGACUUGUUAUGAUUCCAGCAACAGGUUGAGUCUACUGGAUUGUUUUAUUAGUGGUGUGUGUGGGUUCUUCAGCUAUGUUCCUAGUUGACUUAGAUCAAUGUCAAAGUUGACCUAAGCAUAAGAACUGUUGUGCUUGAACUGGCUCUGGAAGUCACUAGAUAGAAUUCUAGGGCCUCUUGUUCCUUGGACAGAAUUGGUGUAAACCUGGAGACACAGAGCGUCAUUAGUCCCAAAAGGAUGACUGACUGUAACAGAGUUGUGGGUGGAAGAGACACUGUAACUUUCAAAAACAGGCUAGGGAAAUAAAUUAUAUUUAAAAUCCUGCUAGGAAACUCCUGAGGGUUUAAAUAUGGAAGUUUCGCUGAGCAAUCAGCUCUAGAAAGCUAAUCCCAGGCAAUUCUAUUCUGCAAGCAUUGUGUUGAUUUUGCACGCCAGUCUCUGGUACCGGUACCUUGUCUUAGAAUGUCCUGCAAGCCCCAUGGAGGAGGGCUGGAACUAAGUGGAAGGAUUUGAGGAGAACCUCUACCUUCAAAUGAUGAUGACAAUGAUGAAGUUCUGUUGGAAGUUUUCUGUAAGGAAAGUGGAUAAUUCCUUCCAGAACCAUGUGCACUGAAGAACUGGUGAUUCACCAUGUACUAAAUUUGCCUGAUAGCCGUUAAAAUUAAGUGCCUGAUGCAUGGUGUUUGCAAAUAUUAUCUAGAUGCAUUCAGAACAAAGUUCUUUAAGAGGUGUGUUUUGAGGGCUGGACAGCUCCAUGCACUGGCCCUCUGGUACCCUGAGAUCUGCAGAUUAAGGGUGGUAUACAAAUUUAAUAAAUAAUAAUAAUAAUAAUACAAAGCUUAGCUGUGACUGGGAGUGGCGCAGCAAACAUGGGCCUCCAUUCAUACCAGCGAGGCCUCGCAGGAAGCUUCCAGUCUGGCUUCACUGAAAUGAAUGGAGAUUGUGCAGCACCAGCACUUGGUAAGUCAUAUCCGUUGGUUGUGAAUGAACCCAAGUGCAGUUGCCUGUGCCCAUUCACUUCAGUGAGACUUUGUAUGAGUAGCUGGACCCAGGAUUGCAGCCAUUGAUCCUUAUCAUAGUCACUUAAGUCUCAUUGAAAUCAGUAGGAUAAGUUAGCUGUGAACAGCAUGAAUCCUAGUAACAUCCAUUUGUUGGAGGAGGCUUCACAUCUGAGGCUUAAUGAGGCCCUUCUGCUGUGAAACAUUGGAAGUUGCCUUAUACUAAGAAAAAAGUUUUGUAUUGCCUUCACAGUGAUUAGGAGUGGUUCUCCAAAGUUUCAGACAGGAGUCUUUGGCAGCCUUCACCGCCUUCACUGCUUGAAGUACUAUGAUACCACUUUAAAUGGUCGUGAUAUCUGGGAGCGCUAGUUUGUAAGGGUUCUGUGAGGUGACAGGAGACCCCCUUGUUUCCUUCCCAGAGUGGUUUAACAACCAAUCCCUCAUCACAGGAACUUGGGGAAUUGUAGUUUUCGUUUUGGGGGGUGUUAAGGGGUCUCUCCUAAAAACCUCCAGCAAUCUCAAAAAAUCAAAGCUCCCACCCCAAUAUUCUUUGUGGGAAGCCAUGACUGUUUAAAGUUGCAUCAUAGUGCUUUAAAUACAUGGUGCAAAUGUAGACUUUUCUGACCCUAUCUAGGGAUGUGUGUAUGAGAGAGAGCCUGGGACUACUUUGCAGAGGAUCUGCCACUGAACUGUACAGCACAUCCUAUCAACACAAGGACCCCCCUCCCCCCACAUACACUUAAAAUCUGUUCAAAGGGUCCUCCCAUCCUUCCAGAGCAGGUUUGGGGAGCCUGUGGGAUGUGCACGGGAAGAAGAGAGGGGCAAAAGUCCCAUUGCACAAGUGGAAAUCCUUUCACUGACAGGACAGGUUAGUUGAUUGCCACUAUUCGUAAUGGGAAUGCAAAGGCUGCAUUGGCCAGAAUGCUUGUUUGCAAUACAAAUCAUUUAUCCUUGUCCAAACUGAUAAUGCAGAUAGCAUGUGAGAAGUUGAAGGGCAGUGUGAACCUCACUUAUGUAUGAAGAGCAUGCUGAAUUGCUUCAGGAAGAUGCUUUGGCAUCUUCCAAAAAUUAUCCUCCCCAAGAAAGCAGAAAUACAGGGCAGGGCCACACUGUUCAUUUAAAUCACAUCUAACACACAUUUUAAGCACACACCUUUCCCCCAAAGAAUCCUGGGGACUGUGGGAACUGCAAAUUAUAGCUCUGCGAGGGGAAACUUCAGUUCUGUGAUUCUUUGGGGGAAGUCAUGUGUAUUGAAUGUUCUUUCAAUGGCUGGUGUGGAUCUACCCAUACUAUAUAAAUCUCCAAGCGACACCUGUGUUAGAAUCAAGCUUAAUGUCAAUGUGCCACAAGGCAUUUUGUAUGUGUGUAGGGGGGGAAUAAUAAUAGCCAUCUUCAAGUAUCUGAAGGGCUGUCGCAUGGAACAAGCCUGUUUUCUGCUGCUCCAGAGGGAAGGGCCCAAACCAGCAGAUAUAAAUUACAAGAAAGGAGAUUCUGACUAAGCAUUAGGAGGAACUUUCUUAUGGUAAGAGCUAAUUGGCAGUGGACUGGAGUAGCCUGAAAGGGGUGAACUUUCCUUCACUUGAUGCUUUUCAACAGAGGUUGGCUGGCUAUCUGUCAAGGAUUAUUUAGCUGUGAUUCCUGCAUUGCAGGUAGUUGGACUAGAUGCCCUUGGGGGCUCUUCCAACUCUACAGUUCUAUGGUUCUAUGAUUUUAAUAAUAUGUAUGCAACUUAGAUCAUUUUCAACCAAAUAAUAGUAACACCUCAACAUUUUUUAAACACACAUACACAGAGACAAGAAAUUGUAGGUCAAAAACAGCCAACUUCCUUUCUUUGCUGCCAAUAAAAAUAAUAAGGAAUGGUUUCCUGGUGCUUAUUAACAAGGAAUUCAACAACAACAAAAUAGAGGAAGUUUGCAACAAAGUCUGGUACAGCAAAAUUGUGGUGUCUUUCUUAAAAUCCUCAUGAAAACUGGCAGAAGACUGCAUUCUACACAUAUGCCUGAUGGCUAGAGUUCCUGAUCAAGAUGAUGCAGCGGUCAAUCCUCCUCCCGAAGAAGAAUCUUCUCAAAUGCAUCUUUUGAGCAUCCAUGAGCAGCAAUUUCAGAAAGCUGUGGAUGCACAUUGGACACGCUCCUUGCUGCGCCAAGGAAAGGGGUGCAACAGCCUUGCGGAAGAACUGCUCCUUACUGCCGAAACGACAGUCUUUGCCUCUCACCAUGGAGAGGCUUGGAGAAAGGGAAAGCCAAAGACUUCACACCAUGACAGCUUCUGAUCUAUAUGCUUCACAACCACCAACAGCAAAAGUUUAAGCCAUUUGUGUGUUUCUAGAUUUGGGGAACUAAAAGGAAAAAUUAUGUACAAAUUCCCCUCCAUGCACACACACACAAACAAAAGGGGGAGUUCCAAAUAAACUUUAUAAAUGGCAAGCAUUAUACCUACUGGCAUCUGAGAACAAGCCUUUUAAAAACAAAUAAAUGCCAAAGUCUGCUCUACAUUCAUUCGAGGACAAACGCUCUCUGCAGUUUUAGAAGCAUAGAAGAAUACAUUUGAUCUAUGUAUAUUAUCCAUUAAGGCUGCAACCCAAAGCUUCAUGGAGGUUCCUGUGUGCAUGUGAGGCUCCAUGAAAGCUCAUGUGGAGCUCUGUGAACAUCCUCAGAGCUGUUGCAUGCAAACCAGAUUGGAAUAUAAGUAGCCAACGCUUCCGGAUAAAGGCUUGGUCAUGUUCCCUAAAACUUGCAUAUUUCGUAAAUCUGCAUUCACCCUGACUGUAGAUCCCUGUGCAAUCAUAGAUGUACAGAGCUUUCCUGCACAUAUGGUGUUCCCCUUUCAGUUCAUAAGGGUUUAUUCUGUGCACUGAAAUAUUCUUUUGGGUCUGCUCCCUCCAGUGAAAUGAAUGGGGAAGCCCUACAUGCGCCCAGGAGCUCCCAUGCCUAGGAAAGAUGACUGAGCAAAACAAGUGUGUCAGAUUUUGUUCAGGUCUGCUUAAAACAAAACCCAACCUGCUAGAUUUAAGGCCAAGACAACUAAAGGGAAAAUUAAACGCAUCUGUCUCAAAAGCAAACAAUGUUGACGCCUGGUCCUUUGCAUCAAGGACAUCGAUUAUGGCUCCCCACCAUACACAGUUUCGUGAUGGAGACUCUCCCUUAGCCCCGAUGAAACCACACCACUCACUCUUCUAAGUUAAGCAAACAAAAAUAAGACCCAGAAUUGAAUAAUUGCUUCUGUUUGCAGCUACUGGGGAGAUUUUUAUUUUUAAGGGGGGGGGGAAUCAUUCAAGUUACUUGUGCAAUGUAUAAGUGCAAUUGUGAGGAAAACAUGUUGGGUGUAUGAAACCGUUAACCUGUCAGAUUUCAGAGUCCUUAUCUUUGCUAGAAUUACACGUUCUUCUGUGACUUAUCAAUGGUGCAAUUCUUCCAGCUGUGUCAAAGCUAUGGGCGUGAACAAUGUUUUCACACAAUUUUAUCCUUUUAAAAAAAGAAAACUUAAAAAAAUAAGCAAAGUAGUAAAUCAAUUAUCAGUGUUAAAAUGCUUUAAUGAGAAAAAAGAAAAAUCAAAUGGAAGUUUUCAAAGGCUUUUUUAAUUUAAUUUUAUUUUAUUCUGUCCGCCUUCUAGAAAAAACUUUUAAAAUUUAUUUUUUUGAUCUCUUAAAGCAAACAAGAUCAAGUCUCUUUUUCCUGUCAAUAAUCGUAUUAAAAAGGGUGAAUAUACUACCUGAAUUUUGUGCAUGUUACAUUGUAGUUGUAACCUUUUCUAAUUCAGGAAGAAUAAGAGAUGGUUGUGAUUGUGCAGUGUAUCAAUAAAGUUUGACGAAAUUUGUACCUUU
Podarcis raffonei (Aeolian wall lizard) is the source of this 10364-nucleotide messenger RNA. RefSeq names its product opioid binding protein/cell adhesion molecule like (gene OPCML). The record is from RefSeq and is a predicted model, not a curated record. The coding region runs from base 1194 to 2258 and encodes 354 amino acids. NCBI's taxonomy places the organism in Eukaryota, Metazoa, Chordata, Lepidosauria, Squamata, Lacertidae. Gene Ontology annotation, cellular component: neuron projection. The transcript has 8 exons.